ACAAAAGAAAAAUACAUUUCGAAUUUACAUAUUGGAAAAUAAUAAAAUAUACGUGAAAAAUGGAUAUUGAUGAAGAAUUGUGUGAGUUACAAGUUUCUGAGGAAGCUGGCAGCACGGAAGUUCUAGGUGAAAUCGGGGCCAAUCUUAUAGGCACGUGGAGUGAAUUAUCUGAGUUACAAUCUUCUGAAGAAGCUAGCAGCGCGGAAGGUUUAGCUGAAAUCGUGGCCAACCUUAUGGAUACAUCGAGUGAAUCGGGUGAAUCAAGUGAUUCCAGUGACGAUGAAAUAACGUUUUCAGAAAUAAAUCGCAAGCAAAAUGAAAUUUUGAGCGAAGUGUUGAAAUUGUUUAGCAAACAAAAGAGAAACAACAUAAAGAACUAUUUGGAGGAUGUAGUGCCUAAUUACUCCGAACUAGAAUUUAAACAACACUUUCGCAUAUCAAAAGAACUGUGCAUCAACUUGACAAUGCGAUUCGAACAAAGCGAUAUGUUCAAAAACUUGCGCUCUGACAAACGUUUCCCAGCAGCAACCCAUAUUUUGGUUUUUUGUGGUUUGCUGGCCACGAGGCCUGUAGUAAUCGCGAUAUAUCAGAUCGAUUUAAUAUUUCGUUGUCAAGCGUUUCACGAAUCAUCGAACGAACCACGAUUUUCAUAAGCAGCUUGAGUCCGAUGGUAAUUGAAUGGCUAGAUGAAGGGAAAAAACGUGAAGCUGCUAAUUUUUUCCACAAUAAAUGUGGAUUCUCGAAAGCAAUAGGUUGCAUCGAUGGAACACACAUAACCAUUGAUCCGCCUGCUCAAAAUAAAGAUGAAUAUAUUGACAGGAAAGGCAACACAACGCUUUGUAUGCAAGCUAUAUGCAACGAGAAGAAAAAGUUCAUCCACAUAUUUGUUGGUUUUCCUGGGUCGAGCCAUGAUAGUUGGGUUUUACAAAACUCCCCAGUCUAUGAAAAUCUGCCCUCGCUAUGUGGAGAGUACUACUUACUUGGUGAUUCAGCAUAUCCUUGCAGUGAAUAUCUAAUGACGCCUUACAAGGAUAAUGGCCAUUUGACAAGGCAACAAAAAUACUACAAUUCCAAACUGAGUAAAGGUCGUGUUGCAAUCGAGCAUAGCUUUGGUCUUCUUAAGCAAAGGUUUCGGCAAUUAUACUAUUGUAAACUGAGGGGAAUUAAAAAACUGUGCCAUUUUAUAAGAGCAUGCUGCGUAUUGCAUAAUCUUGCUAAUGAGGAUGAUAUAGAAUAUUCUCCAGAAAGCGAAGUUGUAGAAAGCAAUGAAAACGAACCCACGGUAUCAUCAAGAAGAAAUCUUCGAAGAGAUUUAAUAUGCGAUGAACUUUUCUCAAAUAGAUAGAUAGCAACACAGAAUAGUAUAUCG
Molecule: messenger RNA, 1369 nt
Organism: Rhagoletis zephyria (snowberry fruit fly)
Lineage: Eukaryota; Metazoa; Arthropoda; Insecta; Diptera; Tephritidae
Product: putative nuclease HARBI1
Source: RefSeq, a predicted model, not a curated record